AUGAAUCUGAACUACACGUCCCCCGUGCCUCAGAUGCCAGCCCAGAGGUCAACGUCGUUCUUCAUCGAAGAUAUUUUAUUACACAAACCCAAGCCCAUGAGAGAGGUAUUCCACUUGCCGUUCUCAAGCUCUCUGGCUUCCCGGAUGCCUCUCCUAGAAUAUGGAUACCCACUUAUGCCCACUCCGAUACUAGCGCCUCACCCGCACCAUCAUCUACACAAGCCGGACCAUCACCAGUAUUUCUUCACUUCUGGUAAGUAGGAAGGUAAUGGAUUGGUUCAUGCUUUCAAUGAAGCGAAGGCUGUCAGAGAGUGCAAGGACAGUUAAGACAACUUUGACAUUUCAUUAGGCCUAUAAUGAUUCCAAAAGGAUGUUAUUUCAUAAUGUUGGUGCAUGUAUAAUUUCCAUUUUAGUAGCUUACCAAUCUUAAUAGCCUGACAAAACGAUGGAGUUGUCUCGGGCUUUUUGCAACAGGUACAUUGGCCUUUUCGCGUGUAAAAGUUGGUACAAAAAAAAUCCAACUCAAUCAGAAAAUAAAAAUCCUACUCCAUUAUAUAAUGGUGUGCUAAAUAUAACGAGGCCUAAAGUAAUAUUCUACAGUGUGAAGAAAUUGCAUGGAGUAUAUUUAAUUUAACUUAAAACAAUUAAACUGUUAAUAUAAUUGUAAAAGUUGUGUUGAACAUUUGAUUUUGAAUGCCUUAUAUAUAUUUCACAGGGAUGCAAAUGCCGGGGUUAUUUCAGCAUCAUCCGGAGUUACCCGGCAAGCAUUGCAGACGCAGGAAGGCGAGAACGGUCUUCUCGGAUUCGCAACUAUCUGGUCUGGAAAAGAGAUUUGAGAUACAACGGUACCUAUCCACACCAGAACGAGUGGAGUUGGCAACAGCGUUAAGUCUCUCGGAAACCCAGGUAAGAAACCUAAACUACAUCACACUAUCAUCAUACCUUUCGGGAUGGUCGCAUUGUGCUGCAAAGCAAGUUUAUGAAAUAUUCCACCUUUGUCACACAGGUGAAAACAUGGUUUCAAAACAGAAGGAUGAAGCAUAAAAAGCAACUGAGGAAAACACAAGACGACCAGAAAAAUCCGAAUGACUUAGAUAGAUCCAUGGAGAACUCAAGUGAGAGUGAACUCAACGAAAAAAACACAGAUGAUGUUAACAGUGGAAUCGACCCAGACUCAUACAUGUUAGAGGAAAAUGAGGACGAUGUUGAUAUCGAGGAUGACAUUUGCUCGCCAGAACGUUCACUAUAG
Messenger RNA from Coregonus sp. 'balchen', 1249 nucleotides. The record is from the annotation of a GenBank genome assembly. NCBI's taxonomy places the organism in Eukaryota, Metazoa, Chordata, Actinopteri, Salmoniformes, Salmonidae.